AUGGCACUACAACAGAUCAAGUCCACCAGGCUUGCUGCAGUGAUUCCCAGGCAGAAAGAUACAGGAGAUUCAGACAAAGCACCAAAUUCUGAGAGAAGUCUAAAAUCUCGUGCUAUUCUUGCCAGGCCUGUGAAUGGAAUAGUUCCAGAGCAGGCUUUGCAUGACAAACAGGGUGUUCGACCUGCAGCAGAUGUCGAGAAAACUGCACUGCCUGUGAACAGUAGUAGUUCGCCCUGGGGAAUAUCAUCAAUUUUUGGCAGCUAUGAUAAUCGCUCAUCUGUUAAAGAGAAUUCGACUAGCAAGCCAUUUAGUGAACCUGUUCAGAGCGUGGAGCAUAGCGUUUCGGUCAUUCACCUGAGAGAGCCCCCUGCUGUCUUGAGGCCUUUAGAAACUCAUUCAGACGAUGCUAUUGAGAUUGCUAUUACGAAGCUCUUAUUACGCUGGUGCCAAUAUGCCCAGGUUUUUUCUCACUUCCUUUAUUGGGGAAAAACCGGGUCCAGGGUUUUGAAUGAUUUUGCUUGGCAUAGGAUUUAA
Fraxinus pennsylvanica is the source of this 534-nucleotide messenger RNA. NCBI's taxonomy places the organism in Eukaryota, Viridiplantae, Streptophyta, Magnoliopsida, Lamiales, Oleaceae. The record is from the annotation of a GenBank genome assembly.